Molecule: messenger RNA, 783 nt
Organism: Ipomoea nil (Japanese morning glory)
Lineage: Eukaryota; Viridiplantae; Streptophyta; Magnoliopsida; Solanales; Convolvulaceae
Exons: 1
Coding region: 1-783 (260 amino acids)
Source: RefSeq, a predicted model, not a curated record
AUGACUGACAUCUUAAAAUGUGUUGGCAUGAAAGACUGUCAACCCUUAAUUACUCCUAUAUCUGCUUCAAAAACCACUGUUUUUAACGUUGAUUUAUAUGAUGAUGCUACACAGUAUAGAAGUUUGGCUGGAGCUUUACAGUAUCUUACGGUUACUCGUCCAGAUCUAUCCUUUGCGGUCAACCAACUAUGUCAACACAUGCAUGCUUCUAUAAUCUCUCAUUGGGAGCAAUUGAAACAUGUACGGAGGUAUGUAAAGGGAACUACUACUUAUGGUCUGCGAAUACGGAAGUCACUGUCCAGAGAGUUACAUGCUAUUUCAGAUUCCGAUUGGGCUGGCUGUCCUGAGGAUCGUAAGUCUACUAGUGGGCACGCUGUUUUUCUUGGUUCCAACCUUAUAUCAUGGGUAUGUAAGAAACAGAGAACUGUUGCUAGAUCAUCUACUGAGGUUGAAUAUAAAGCUUUAGCAGAUGUUUGUGUUGAGGUAAGUUGGAUCAUCUCUCUACUACGUGAAAUUGGCGUGACUGGUGUGUCGACUCCCAGGCUUUGGUGUUAUAAUCUUGGUGUUACAUACAAGUGUGCCAAUCACAUUUUUCAUGCUCGUACUAAGCAUGUAGAAAUUGAUUAUCACUUUGUUAGAGACAGAGUUGCGAAUGGAGAUAUACAUGUUAAUUUUAUUUCAACUAACGAUCAACUGGCAGAUAUCUUUACCAAAGCUCUACCUGGUUCUAGAUUUUCUUUUCUUAGAGACAAGCUACAAGUCACUACUUUACCUUGUGCUUGA